AUGAUUCCCGCUCCUGAGCCAAUAAAAAACCGGGAAUUCGAUAGCGAGGACGCCGUUGCAGGCACAGAAAGGUGCUAUUCGAGCCACUCGAACGCCUCCAUCGACUCGCUCGACGCCAUCCAAGAGGAAACCGCCCAGAGGAAAGACCCCGUGCCUCUCACCACGCAGUCGCUAGAGCAACAUAAGAAGGCAAUUGCCACGAUCGCCCCGAUGUUGGAGGACUUUGUGCCGGUGUUGUCGAAAUCUGAGGUGCUCAGUCCCGUCAACAACACCCUGUCGCGCACAGUGUCCAACAUCAGCUCGUUGAGCAUCGGUAACCAGGUGCCUCCCACCACUCAGAAUAGUCCGCAACACGAGCAUCCGGUGGCUAUUUCUCCAGGAACCCCCGACGCGGGCGGACUGGCCGUGUUCAGCGACUCUCGCACCGCCUCGGCCGCCCCUUCAAAUGGUGGCUCUGCGUCGAGUUCUGCUGCACAUAUGUCGCACAAGAUGCGCACGUCCUCGAUCUCUGUGUCGGAGGUUUCCGGCCCUAAGCUGCCCAAAAUCGGCACAAUUGGUGUGUGUGCCAUGGACAAUAAGGUUCUGAGCAAGCCGUGUCGCCAGAUCCUGAACCGUCUGAUCGAGAACGGCGAGUUCGACACUGUCAUUUUCGGUGAUAAGGUGAUUUUGGACGAGUCGAUUGAGAACUGGCCAACAUGCGACUUUCUGAUCUCGUUCUUCUCCAGUGGGUUCCCGUUGGACAAGGCGAUCGCCUACCAAAAGCUGCGCAAACCGUUUGUCAUAAACGAUUUGAUCAUGCAGAAAGUCCUGUGGGACAGAAGACUGUGUUUGCAGAUCUUGCAGGCGGCUCAGGUGCCAACGCCGCAAAGGCUGGUGAUCUCGAGAGACGGCGGUCCGUUGGUGGACGACGAGUUGCGCACCAAGCUCGAGAAGCUCGGCGUGGACUGUUCAGAGGUGCCAGAACCAGACUGGAAAAUGGUUGACGAGGACACUCUUGUGGUGAACGGCCAAACUAUAAAGAAACCGUUUGUCGAGAAACCCGUUGAUGGAGAAGACCACAACGUGUAUAUUUAUUAUGCCAAGGAGAACGGAGGCGGAGGAAGACGUCUUUUCAGGAAGAUUGGAAACAAGUCUUCUGAGUUCGAUCCUAGUCUGAGCAACAUCCGCACAGAAGGAUCGUAUAUCUACGAGAAGUUCAUUGAUACGGACAAUUUCGAGGACGUGAAAGCGUACACUGUUGGGCCGGAGUUCUGCCAUGCCGAGACCAGAAAGUCGCCUGUUGUGGACGGAAUUGUGAGAAGAAACACUCACGGAAAGGAGGUCAGGUAUGUGACCGAACUUUCUGAGGAAGAACGCCAGGUAGCCAAGCGUGUCAGCAGCGCUUUUGAACAGACGAUCUGCGGGUUCGAUCUUUUGCGAACCAACGGCAAGAGUUAUGUGAUUGACGUUAACGGAUUUUCGUUUGUGAAAGACAACGACGCUUACUACGACCAGUGUGCUUCAAUUUUGAGACAGACAUUCUCCAAAGCAAAGACAGAACGUAAUAAGACCGCUGUUGCUUCGGAGGAGAAGAAACAGAAGUGGGUGUUCAAGGGAAUGAUUGCAGUGGUGAGACAUGCCGACAGAACACCAAAACAGAAAUUCAAGUACUCAUUCAAGUCUCCGAUUUUCAUCUCCUUGCUCAAAGGUUAUAAAGAAGAGGUGAUCAUCAGAGAGGUCCGUGACUUGAAGAUCGUGUUGCAGACUGUCCGUGUUGCUCAGGAGCAGCAUUUGGAGGACCAGGUCAAGUUAAAACAGCUUGCUACCGCUCUUGAGAAAAAGAUGGAUUUCCCUGGAACUAAGGUGCAGUUGAAGCCUUCGCUGAAUGAUGAAGGUGAGAUUGAAAAAGUCCAGCUGAUCAUCAAAUGGGGUGGAGAACCAACCCAUUCGGCCAGAUACCAGGCGUCGGACGUUGGUGAACAGUUGAGACAGGACAUCCAGCUAUUGAAUAAAGAUGCUUUGAAAGAUGUUCGCAUUUACACUUCUUCGGAGAGAAGAGUGGUUGCUUCUGCACAGCUGUUUGCGAAGUCUUUCAUUGCUGAGAACGAUCUUCCUGAAGACUUUUUGCAAGUGCGCAAAGAUCUGCUUGACGACUCGAAUGCUGCGAAAGAUCUCAUGGACAAGGUGAAGAAGAAGCUCAAGCCGUUGUUGAGACAGGGAAAAGAAGCUCCUCCACAGUUUGCCUGGCCUCCUCGGAUGCCCGAGCCUUUCAUUGUGAUAAAGCGGGUGGUGGAGCUGAUGAACCACCAUCACCAGAUCAUGGAGCGUAAUUUCGAAACCAAACAGGUAGAAUCGUUCCAGGAGAACUGGUGUUGCGGAGAGGACCCGUACUUGUUCAAGGAGAGGUGGGACAAGCUGUUUGAAGAGUUUGUGAGUGUCGAGAAAGUGCAUCCUUCUAAGAUCAGCGAGCUGUACGACACGAUGAAGUACGAUGCUCUGCACAACAGAGACUUUUUGCAAAAGAUCUUUGUGAGCGACGAUGUGGAGAACUUGUCUCAGCUGAGCUCGUCGCUAGUUCGCCAGUAUCCGAUCAACGUUCUGGCCAUGAACAAUUUCAAGGUGAACGAUUCGUCGUUGGACAACUCGUCUGCUUCCAACUCGUCCAACCCUGCCGGUUCUAUUGGCUGGGUGCUUUCCUCGUCGUACAAGCCGUCCUCCAGAGACGACCGCAACUCUCCAUUCGACGAUCCAAAGUACGAUCUUUUGCGGGAGCUGUACAGAUUGGCCAAAGUGCUGUUUGACUUUAUCUGUCCUCAAGAAUACGGUAUUGAGGAUAACGAGAAACUGGACAUUGGACUAUUGACGUCGCUGCCUCUAGCAAAGCAGAUCAUGAGCGACAUUUCCGACAUCAAGGAGACCGACAAGGCUGCCACGCGCGUGUAUUUCACCAAGGAGUCGCACAUCUACACGCUGUUGAACGUGAUUUACGAGUCGAAGCUACCAAUGAAGAUUGCGAGAAACGCACUUCCAGAGCUGGACUAUUUGUCGCAGAUCGUGUUUGAACUGUACGAGUCCGAGAACAGCGUCGGCGGCAAGACACACUCAAUCCGGCUGCUACUUUCGCCGGGCUGUCACACACAGGACCCGCUGGACGUGCAGCUGGACGAAAAACACUACAUUUCGUGCAUCAGACGGAUCAGUCUGACCAGACACCUGGACAUGGCGUACAUGCAACAGAAGCUGAAGAGCCGGUUCUCGCGGGUGUCGCUGCCUAAACGGUUCACGCCGGUGAACAUAUCCAUGAUCUCUUCUGAUACACUCGGCGAAGAUCGGCGACACGUCGAUGACGGUGAGUUUCUUGCAUUUUUGCGCCCGGGAGCUGCUGAUCGGAUACGUGUUGGUGACAAUAAUGCCAUCGAUGUACUCGCACUCGUUGAGUCUCUCAAGGCAGUCGUUGGCGAAGAUGCCGUGGGUAGCGACAAUGUAGCACUUGUUGGCUCCGCAAUUCAUUCUGAGGUGCUCUGCCGCAGCGAUGAACGAGGUGUGCUUGUCGAUCAUGUCGUCGACAAUGAUGGCCGGUUUGUUCUGGACGUUUCCGACCAGCGUGAUGAGCUUUUCGCUGGCGUUGAACUCGGGCUCGUCCUCGUCGUCGGAGUUGUCGUUUCCAAGAUCCGAGUUGUGCACAACCGCAGGCUCCUCGUGAGGAGCAGCCACAGCAGCGUCCUCUACCACAUGGCCCUUGACAAUGCGCGCUGUCUGGAUGUCGGUGCUGACAAUCACGUUUUCCUGCUCGACCUCGCCGUUCUCGGUGGUGUUGAUCGUGGACGCUGGCUGGCGGUGGAUCACUUUUCUGCCCGUGAACCCGUCCUUUGUGCGUCUUCUGUCGGUGUGGAUCAUGGCGAAGUUGACCUUGAGCUGGUCGGCCAGCGCAGUGACUCUUUUGGUUCCUCCUGGGUUCUUAGAAACAACCACGGCGUCGCUGUAGUCUGGGAUGUGCUGGCGGAUCCAAUGGGCCAGCGUAGGACCGGCGUACAGGUUGUCCACCGGCUUGGAAAAAAACCCCUGCAUCUGCGAGGCAUGCAAGUCCAUGGAAACAACGUGGUCUGCGCCGGCCAUGAUAAGCAGAUUGGCCAGCAUACGCGCGGUGAUGGCACCACGAUGUUUCUUCAUCUUGGACUGCUUAGAAUAAGGAAAGUGCGGGAUAACAGCAGUGAUCUUGGCAGCAGAACCACCUUUACAAGCAGAAAUCAGAAUCAACAACUCCAUGAUAUGGUCGUUUGUCUCGGUGGAUCCCGACUGGAUGAUGUAAACGUCCUCGUCUCUCACAGAAACGCCGAUCUGGACGCUGGUCUCCCCGUUGGCAAACUUCUUAAGGGUGACCGGAGCAGCAUCGAUCCCCAGCUUUUCGCAAACAAGCUGUCCCAGCUCGGGGUGGGAAUUUCCAACAAAAACCUUACACUUUCUCAUCUCCUGAAAAAGAUGACUGUUUGGCGGGAUGUUGUCCUGACUCGAAAUAAUGGUGAAUACUAA
Messenger RNA from Ogataea philodendri, 4509 nucleotides. RefSeq lists its product as uncharacterized. Gene Ontology annotation, biological process: inositol metabolic process; inositol phosphate biosynthetic process. The record is from RefSeq and is a predicted model, not a curated record. Bases 1 to 4509 code for a protein of 1502 amino acids. Gene Ontology annotation, molecular function: diphosphoinositol pentakisphosphate kinase activity; ATP binding; 5-diphosphoinositol pentakisphosphate 1-kinase activity. The transcript has 2 exons. NCBI's taxonomy places the organism in Eukaryota, Fungi, Ascomycota, Pichiomycetes, Pichiales, Pichiaceae. Gene Ontology annotation, cellular component: cytosol.